Brienomyrus brachyistius is the source of this 1372-nucleotide messenger RNA. RefSeq names its product olfactory receptor 6N2-like. Gene Ontology annotation, cellular component: membrane. NCBI's taxonomy places the organism in Eukaryota, Metazoa, Chordata, Actinopteri, Osteoglossiformes, Mormyridae. Gene Ontology annotation, biological process: G protein-coupled receptor signaling pathway. The record is from RefSeq and is a predicted model, not a curated record. Gene Ontology annotation, molecular function: olfactory receptor activity; G protein-coupled receptor activity. The transcript has 2 exons. The coding region runs from base 287 to 1237 and encodes 316 amino acids.
AUUGAGACCAAGUCACAUGCAUGACAUGAGCUACAGUAGCAUUUUGAUCAGAUUUGUUGAACUUUAAAUUUUUUUCAUUUUAUAAAUAGUACAUACAUCUAUACAACAUAUUUUAUUUUUUGUUAAGACACUUUUCUUGUGGGUGGUUUUAAAAAUCUAUCUAUUUUUUGUUUUUCAUUUUUAAAAUAUGAGAAAGAUUGUAUCUUCUUUUUUAAUUCAGCGAACUUCUUGUUAUUUCUGUUGCUGUGGAAGAGGGAGGCACGAAUAGAGAACACACCAGAGGUGAAUGGAAUUAGAUCGGCAGGCCAUGAACUCAUCCAGUGUCACGUCAUUCCUCCUGACCGCAUAUGAAGACAUCGGAUUGAUCAGAUAUUUUUGCUUCUUCGUCAUUUUCAUUAUGUACUCGUCAAUCAUUUUGGCAAACUCACUGCUAAUAUCACUGAUUUGUGCAGAGAGAAGUUUGCAUGAACCCAUGUACGUGUUCCUGUGCAAUCUGUGCAUAAAUGAAUUAUAUGGAAGCACUGGCCUGUACCCAGUACUGUUACUGAACAUGCUAUCAAAAACCCACGUGAUCUCCAAAACGCACUGCAUUCUGCAAGUUUUCUGCCUCCACUCCUACGGAACUGCAGAACUUUUGAAUCUAGCUGUAAUGUCUUAUGACAGGUAUGUGGCCAUCAUUCAGCCUUUACAGUACAACCUGAUCAUGACGCCGGCAAAAGUGGUUGCCUUUAUUUUUGUUAUCUGGAUGUACCCCAUCCUAAAAGUAGCUACUACCGUUAUUUUCACUAUGACGCUACCUUUAUGUGGAAAUACCAUUAAUAAAGUUUACUGUGACAACUAUUCGUUAGUCAAGCUUUCAUGUAUAAAUACAACUACUAUUAAUGUUUAUGGUCUGGUUAAUUUGUUUUUAAGUAUUGUCGUUCCCUUUUUCUUUAUUUUUUACUCUUACGCUAAAAUAUUUAUUGUAUGUUUAAAAUCAAAAGGCAGCCGGGCGAAAGCCCUGAAGACCUGCACUCCUCAUUUAGCCUCAUUGCUAAACUUUUCUGUUGCUUGUUUCUUUGAAAUUGUUCAAAGCAGAUUUGACUUGUCUUACAUUCCAUCCUUAAUUCGGGUGAUUAUAUCAGUGUACUUUCUAAUGAUUUCCCCAGUCUUUACUCCUAUAAUAUAUGGUUUAAGGCUACCAAAAAUAAGAACUUUAUUCAAAAGGGUAUGUGUCAGAAGGUUGUUUCCACAAUGAGUGCAAAGCAAGAGAGUGAAGACAUCAACUGCCUUGAAAAACAGACCUACAGUAAUAAGACUAAAGUAGACAUUUAGCUUCACCUAGUCUUUAUUUAUACAUUUUCAGUGCUUUACUUCAAAACAUUAUUGGGUG